AUGUUACUAUUCAUGGAGUUACUGUUAAUAAUAGUGCCUCAGGUGGUGUGCAAGGAUCAUAGCCUUCAAUGUGACUUUGAUGAGCCUCUUCCUAUUCAUCAUACAUAUCAACACCUUGGAGAGAUUAACAUUGCUGGUAUUAUUUCUGUGUUCUCAACAUUUUCCGAUUCCAUUUCUUUCAUCCAUCAUCCUUCUCAGGAACUUCAAGAUGGACUUAUAGUAUCCUUUCAGAAUUAUCAGCACAUCCUUGCCUUAGCAUUUGCUCUCAAGGAAAUCAAUGAAAAUACCCAGAUCCUACCCAAUGUCACUCUGGGCUUCCACCUUUACAAUAGCAAUUUCAGUCCAAGUCGGACUUACCUUGCCUCAAUGGUGCUUCUCUUCACCCAGGGCAGAUUCAUCCCUAACUACAAGUGUGGGGUUCCAAACUCUUUAGCUGCAGUCAUUGGAGGGCCUGACAUCUGUCUCUAUGUGGCAACUGUUCUGUGCAUCUAUAAAGUUCCUCAGUUGACCUAUGGCUCUGCUCCAGUCAUGGAUAAAGAGACUCAAGCAGUUUUCUUCCAACAAAUGUUUCCAGAUGAGUCUCACCAACGUAAGGGCCUCUUGCAAUUAUUGCUGUAUUUUAGUUGGGUCUGGAUUGGAGUUCUUGUUGUGAAUGAUGACAAGGGGGAGGAAUUUGUCCAGGAGGUGCUCCCCACAUUUUCACAGCGUGGCAUCUGCUUUGAUUUCAUACAAAAGUUCCCUAAGGUAGAUUUUUACAUUGAUUUUAAUGAUCAAGUAGGUGAAGGACUCCAUGUAUAUCAAGUUCUCAUGAACAGCACAGCCAAUGUUGUAGUCUUAUAUGGUGAAAUCGAAUCUCUAUCACUUCUGAGAACAUACCUCCAAUUGUCAGAAGUGGAGGAUAUACCGAAGAAGGCAAAAAUCUUGGUUACAACAGCUCAGACAGAUUAUACUUCCAAUUCCUUUCAAAAAUCUUGGGGCAUCCAUUUCCUACAUGGGGCUUUAUCCUUUGCAGUUCACACAAAAGAAAUCCAAGACUUUCAGGAAUUUCUUCAGAACCUAAAUCCAGCCGAUAACCAGCACGAUCAUUUUCAGAAAGAUUUUUGGGAACAGGCAUUUGAUUGUUUCUUCUUGAACUCAAAAACUGAGACAUCUGAGAAGAAAUGUACUGGACAGGAGAGGCUUGGGACCCUUCCUACAUCUGUGUUUGAAACACGCAUGAGUGGUCAGAGCUAUAAUAUUUACAAUGCAGUCUAUGCUGUGGCACAUGCUUUGCAAUCAUUCUAUUUAUUCAAAUCCAGGGGGGAAACGAUAGCAAAAGAUAGAAAGCAACAGGUUCAGAAUCACCAGUUGUGGUGGCAGGUACAACCUUUAUCUUUAUGUAAUGAUCCCUGUGAGGCAGGAUACAGCAAGGCCAAGAAAGAAGGGGAGUCAUUUUGCUGCUAUGGUUGCCUUCUGUGUCCAGAAUGGAAAAUAUCAAAGGAGAAGGACAUGGAUAACUGCUCUCCAUGUCCAGAAGAUCAAUAUCCAAAUCCUGAUAAAAAUAUGUGCAUUCCAAAGCGGAUCACCUUUUUGUCCUUUGAAGAACCCUUGGGGAUCAGUCUGACUGUUCUUUCCCUUUGCUUUUCUUUAAUGACAACCUUGGUCAUCACAAUCUUCAUGAAACAUAAAGACACUCCCAUCGUCAAAGCCAACAACCGAAAUCUCACCUACACUCUCUUAGUUUCCCUUCUCCUCUCUUUCCUUUGUGUGUUUCUGUUCAUUGGAAGACCUGAUAAGAUUGUGUGUCUCCUUCGACAAUCUGCUUUUGGCCUCAUCUUUUCUAUAGCAAUUUCUUGUGUAUUGGCUAAAACCUUUGUUGUGGUUCUUGCAUUCAUGGCCACUAAACCUGGUUCCAGAUUGAGGAAAUGGAUAGGGGGAAGACUAGUCAGUUUCAUUCUUCUAGCUUGCUCCCUUAUUCAAAUGUGUAUUUGUGCUGCAUGGCUGAUAAUGUCCCCCCCACAUCCAGAUUUUGAUGUGCAGUCAAUGUCUGAAGAAAUCAUCCUGGAGUGCAAUGAAGACUCAGUCAUGUUCUGCUGUGUUUUGGGCUUUAUGGGUUUUCUUGCUCUGCUUAGCUUCUCUGCUGCUUUUCUAGCUAGGAAGUUACCUGACAGUUUCAAUGAAGCCAAAUUCAUCACCUUCAGCAUGUUGGUCUUCUGCAGUGUUUGGUUGUGCUUUAUUCCAACCUAUCUAAGCACAAGGGGAAAAUAUACAUUGGCUGUGGAGAUCUUCUCCAUGAUCUCCUCCAGUGCUGGAUUAUUGGUGUGCAUCUUUCUUCCCAAGUGUUUUAUCAUUGUGAUUAGAUCUGAACUGAACAAUAAACAUCAGCUCAUAAAAAGGACGUUUUAG
Ahaetulla prasina is the source of this 2385-nucleotide messenger RNA. Its product is annotated as extracellular calcium-sensing receptor-like. The transcript is spliced from 5 exons. Gene Ontology annotation, biological process: G protein-coupled receptor signaling pathway. Lineage: Eukaryota; Metazoa; Chordata; Lepidosauria; Squamata; Colubridae. Gene Ontology annotation, cellular component: membrane. Bases 1 to 2385 code for a protein of 794 amino acids. Gene Ontology annotation, molecular function: G protein-coupled receptor activity. The record is from RefSeq and is a predicted model, not a curated record.